Molecule: messenger RNA, 2883 nt
Organism: Pantherophis guttatus
Lineage: Eukaryota; Metazoa; Chordata; Lepidosauria; Squamata; Colubridae
Gene: KATNB1
Product: katanin regulatory subunit B1
Biological process (GO): microtubule depolymerization; microtubule severing
Cellular component (GO): katanin complex
Molecular function (GO): microtubule binding
Source: RefSeq, a predicted model, not a curated record
CCUUGGCGACUCUGCUUUUCUUAAGUCUACGGGAAUCGCAGCCCUUUCUCGCGCUCUCCAAUCUCGUAGCGAUUGGUCAACGUCUCCGGCAAAGGCGGCCCUCGCUUUGAUUGGCACGCCGGCAAGCCAACGACAGAGCCAGAGCGCCUGGAAGGGAGACGCCGCCGCCGCCGCCGCCACGGAUGGUUCCCGGCUGACGAAGCUGCCGCAGCUGCUCUCUCGGGGGCCGGAGCCGGGGACCUGGGGGGCUGAGCCCCCGCGCUGCCGGACAAGGCCCCGGUCAGGACGGGGAGGCGGCCAUGGCGGCAGCCGUCGCCACCAAGACGGCCUGGAAGCUGCAGGAAAUCAUCGCCCACAGCAGCAACGUCUCUUCGCUUGUCCUGAGCAAAAGUUCAGGCCGGCUCCUGGCAACGGGCGGAGAUGAUUGCCGCGUUAACGUCUGGUCAGUGAACAAGCCCAACUGCGUGAUGAGUCUAACCGGUCACACAACGCCUGUGGAGAGCGUGAAGAUUAAUACAAAUGAAGAGCUCAUUGUUGCAGGAUCUCAGUCAGGCUCCAUUCGUAUCUGGGACUUGGAAGCAGCCAAAAUCCUCCGCACGUUAAUGGGCCAUAAGGCAAAUAUUUGCAGCCUGGAGUUCCAUCCUUAUGGAGGCUUUGUAGCUUCAGGGUCCAUGGACACCAACAUUAAGCUUUGGGAUGUAAGAAAAAAAAGUUGUGUCUUCAGGUACAAGGGCCACACAGGACCGGUUCGGUGUCUUCGCUUCAGUCCAGACGGGAAGUGGCUGGCAUCUUCCUCUGAAGACCACACAGUGAAGUUGUGGGACCUGGCUGCUGGAAAGAUCAUGUCUGAGUUCACGGGGCACACGGGACCAGUCAACGUCAUUGAAUUCCACCCCAAUGAGUACCUUUUGGCCUCGGGAAGCUCCGACAGGACAGUCAGAUUCUGGGAUUUGGAGAAGUUCCAAACAGUGAGCUGCAUUGAGGAAGAGGCCACGCCUGUUAGGUGCGUGCUUUUCAACCCUGACGGCUGCUGCUUAUAUGCCGGCACCCAGGAUGCCCUGCGAGUCUAUGGCUGGGAGCCCGAGCGCUGCUUUGAAGUGGUCUUGGUGAAUUGGGGCAAAGUGGCUGAUUUAUCUAUCUGUAACAAUCAGUUGAUUGGCGUUUCUUUUACCCAAAGCACCGUCUCAUCCUAUGUUGUGGACCUCAGCAGAAUCACAAAAUGUGGGUCUGGGCUCCAUGGGCUGAUCAGAGAUGACAAACCCCUGAGUCCGCCCCCAUCUCUGGGCUCCUCCCUACGACGAAUCUAUGAAAGGCCAGCCACCACCUGCAGCAAGCCCCAGAGAAUGAAACACAACUCAGAGAGUGAGAGGCGCAGUCCAAGCAGCGAGGAUGACAAGGAAGAAAGGGAAUCCACUGCAGAGAUCCAGAACUUGGAGGAUUACAAAGAGAUAUUCCGGCCAAAGAACUCCAUCACACGAACUCCCCCCAGCAAGAGCGAGCCUUUUCCUGCACCUCCAGAAGAUGAGGCAGCCCCUGUGAAAGAAGCCUCGCAGGCUGGUCAAAUAGGAGAUGUCGCGUCCCCGUUGCCAGGCCAGGAGAGGACAGACCCUAUUCAGAGGCAGCCCGUAGCUGCUUCCACCCCAAUAACGCGGGUGGAGCCCUCGGUGAUUCCAGCUGCCAGGAAUGAGCCUAUUGGGUUGAAGGCCUCUGACUUCCUGCCGGCCAUGAAGAACCAGGGCCUGACAGAGAUUGUAGACGAGGAGGCCAUGUCUCAGAUCCGGAAGGGCCACGAGACCAUGUGUGUGGUGCUGACCAGUCGCCAUAAGAAUUUGGACACAGUGAGAGCUGUGUGGAGCACGGGGGACAUCAAGACUUCAGUAGACUCCGCUGUGGCCAUCAAUGACCUCUCGGUGGUGGUUGACCUUCUCAACAUUGUGAACCAAAAGGCAUCGCUUUGGAAACUGGAUCUGUGCACGGUGGUCUUGCCACAAAUAGAAAAGCUGCUGCAAAGCAAAUAUGAAAGUUACGUUCAGACAGGCUGUGCAUCCCUGAAGCUAAUUCUGCAAAGGUUUCUGCCCCUGAUUACGGACAUCCUUGCCGCACCCCCAUCAGUGGGAGUGGACAUCUCCCGAGAAGAGAGGCUCCAGAAGUGCCACAUGUGCUACAAACAACUGAAAACCAUCAGCGCUUUCAUCAAGAACCGGUCUGGCCUCAGUGGUCGCCACGGCAGUGCCUUCCGGGAGCUGCACCUCCUGAUGGCCGUCCUGGAGUGACCGCUGUGGCCAGGCUGCCUUUGCCUGCUGCUUUGCCCUCCAGCUCUGGAUUGUCUUCUCGCGGCCUUCCAGGAGGCAACUCUUCUGCACUGCACCCAGUCCAGUGCCUUACAGAACACCUUUCAAAGCAGACUUUCCUGCUGUGGCACCACUUCCUGCACCUGUGCAGCUGCCUUCGGAGGGAUUGCUGAGGACAGACGGCCCGAUCUCCUUCUGGCCGAAAGGCUUCCAUUGCCUCGCAUCCUUUUCCUGCUUGCCAACAAUGGUGGUAAACUCCUGACUCGUGUCCAGCUCUCCAGCCAUCUUGAAUUGUGGGGGACCGGCCUAGGGUCGCUGGUAUCCAUGACAUGGAUACUUUCCAGGACCUUUCCUCUUGCCUUUCGGCCUGCAGAACCUGAGCCAGGUUUCUCUGGUAACAGACGGAGCCAUCGCUGGCUUUUUCUCCCCGGUGGAAAGUGUCUCGGUACUGGGAACAGAAUGGACUUUCCCUGCAUUGCUGGAGCCAGCUGGUCAUACAACUGUAACUUAUGACAAACUUUAUUAAAUGUUUGUAACCGGAACUUUGUGUGUCUACAUUCUGCAAUUCAGAAUAAAUCAUCUUCCUUUAUAA